This is a messenger RNA of Drepanopeziza brunnea f. sp. 'multigermtubi' MB_m1, 999 nucleotides long. RefSeq lists its product as uncharacterized. The record is from RefSeq and is a predicted model, not a curated record. Lineage: Eukaryota; Fungi; Ascomycota; Leotiomycetes; Helotiales; Drepanopezizaceae.
AUGUCGGUCCUCAAGAUCUUUUUCUUGCUCGCCUUCCUCUUAAGCUAUGCUACUAUCAUCGGUGGUAGCAGCAUUGGGGCCUUGACUCCACCGGUCACUUCAACUUCUUCUGACACCCUGGCGCCAUCCUUCUGGUACAGCACCAUGAUUGUCAACCACGCCCCGCCAUUUCUUGUCACCUUCACCUCGACUCUCCCAGCUUCGCCCACCAUCUCUUCCACGUCCGCUCUACCAACCACAACCGUGGUGGUAACUGUCACUGGCCUUCCUCGGACCUCGACCGUUUACGUAUCUGACUCUGCGUCUUACAGCACUAUUACCGGUCUUUGCUACUUAGGCUCCAACGACGCGGUCGAGGUUCCUUGCACCUAUACAUCCGGGCUCACCUCAACUGCUAAUUCGCAAGGUACUACCACUGUUUCAACAUCUGCCGCCUUUACAAUCAAUACUCAAGCCCCUGUCGUUAGUAGCUUAGCUAUUCCCGCACAUUCCAACUGGGCCAAGUACUUGAGCGAACAUGCGAAGAAAGGCGCGAAAGUUAUCAAAGUGGACACUGUUACAACUUUUAUUGUCGAGAAUGGCAAGAAGGUGUUGGGUAUUCGUGGAUUGAGUCCCGUUGGGAAUUUUCUCUCUGCCCGAUCUAGCGUUAAAGAAACCCCCAACGGCCCUGUCCGCUGGGAACCCCUCAGCCACCAAUUUAUCCCUAUAGGCGGCGGCCCGGUAUGGGAAUCUUGCGACCACAUCCCAAUUAUAUUAAUGCCAUUCCUCAUGCCCAUCUUCACUCUGAUGACCGGUGCGUACAUCCUCGUCGAUUGGUCCAACAGUAGGUACAACUUCUGGAAGGUCCUCAUAUACAUUCUAUUCUGGUCGUUCUCCCUCCCAGUCUUUGUCUAUCUGGAAGUCAAUAAGGGUCAAGUGAAGACAGGUUGGGAUGCUUGUGCAGACAAGAGUCGUGAGUAUAUGAUCCAACCCGGCUAUACUCAAGCCCCUUCUGCGUAA